ACAAGCAUAAAAUAAGCUAAUUAUACCAAUUUCACAUCCACUUAGGGUCGUGUUUCUGUUUUUUUUUUUUAUACAAGUUUGUGGCUGUAUUUUGUUUUGCUAAAGUUUAAGUUGAUUUUGUUGAUUAUUGUGGGGAAACCGGUCAUAAUUUGAUAGUAUUUUAAUUGUUCGAUUUUUUUUGACAAUUUUAAGAAGAUGUGGAGAUUAAAUGCAAUAUUUGUGCUCGGUUGUGCGCUGGUGCUCGUGCGCGCUCAGUUCCCACGAGUGUGCGUAACUCCAGAAGGUCUCAGGAGCGCGCAAUGCUGCCCGUCUCCAUCGAGUUUGGAGAAUGAUCCGUGCGGCGCAAACUCCGGGCGCGGGCAGUGCGUGGACGUGAGCGCGGAUGCGCGUGUGCACGGGCCGCAGUACCCGUACGACGGACGCGAUGACCGCGAGCGCUGGCCGUUGCGCUUUUUUACGCGCGCCUGUCAGUGUAACGGGAACUUCAGUGGGUUUGACUGCGGCCGCUGCAGACACGGACUCACCGGAGACGCGUGCGACCGACCCGUUCCCGUGGUCAGGAGGAAUGUGAUGCGGCUCAACGCAGAGGAGAAACGCGCUUUUGUGAAUGCGCUAAACCAGGCCAAGCAAACUACCCAUCCGGACAUCGUGGUCGCGACCCGCCGUUACUCAGAGAUUUUUGGACCUGACGGGAACACGGUUCAGUUCGAGAACAUCAGUAUUUAUAAUCUGUUCGUGUGGACUCAUUAUUAUUCGGUGAGUAAGACAUUCCUCGGUGCCGGACAGGACAGCUUCGGUGGCGUGGACUUCAGUCACGAGGGACCCGGGUUCGUCACGUGGCACCGGUACCAUUUACUGCAGCUGGAACAAGAUAUGCAGGAUAUGUUAGGAGAUCCCAGCUUUGCUUUGCCCUACUGGAACUUUGCCAUUGGAGGCAGUGAGUGUGAUAUCUGUACCGAUGAUCUGUUGGGAGCUCGCAGCACCUUUGACAUGAACUCCAUCAGCUCCAACUCCAUCUUCUCACAGUGGAGAGUCAUAUGUGAGAGUGUGGACGAGUAUGACACGCUAGGAACCAUCUGUAACAGUACGGAGACCAGUCCAAUCAGGAGAAAUCCCGCCGGUAACGUCGCUCGUCCGAUGGUGCAGCGACUGCCGGAUCCAGAGGACGUGGAGGCGUGUUUGGAGCUGAACACGUUUGACACCCCACCCUUCUACUCAACUUCAUCUGACAGUUUCAGAAACACCAUUGAAGGUUACAGCGCUCCUCAGGGGAAUUAUGAUCCAGUGGUGCGUAGUCUGCAUAACCUGGCCCACCUGUUUCUUAACGGGACGGGUGGACAGACCCACCUGUCCCCCAAUGACCCUAUUUUCGUCCUGCUGCACACCUUCACUGAUGCCAUCUUCGAUGAAUGGCUGCGCAGACACGGUGCAGAUUCGUCCGUCUACCCGCUGGAAAAUGCUCCCAUCGGCCAUAACAGAGAGUUUAACAUGGUCGCCUUCUGGCCACCUGUAACCAACGCAGAGAUGUUUGUCACAGCGCCUGAUAAUCUGGGUUACUCUUAUGAAGCGGAGUGGCCAGCUCGUCCUCUGACUCUGACUGAGAUGAUCACGGUUGGCGUGGUCGCCGCUCUUAUCAUUGUUGCGGUUAUAUUUGCGGCCACCACGUGUGCGGUCCGGUUACGCUCGUACAGGAUGGAAGGCCGUCAGCCGUUACUGGGAGAACACUAUCAGCGUUAUGAUGAUAAAACACAAUCUGUAGUAUAAACACAUCACCUCAAGUUAUUUCUCUCAGUGUCAACUAUAUUUGAAGGGACAGAUGAAAUUUUUUUACAGUAACUAAAUAAAUAUGUCAAACUUAUAAUUGUCACUUCUUACUUUUUAUAGAGUGUGAUGCAAACAAUAUCACUGCAGUAAUAGAGCAAUUCACAGCUGUCUCUGUAAAACUCUCUGAAAUUUACAUGUAAACGUGUGACCUUUCCAUGGGAUUACAUUAUACGCAAGGUCACAUAUAAAAGUUGUGGUUUAAAAGUACAUAUUUUUAAUUUUUUGGUGAAAAUUAUGAUGGUUUCACCAAAGUCAUAUAAAGAGAGAGAGUUACGACACUCAUGUUUCUCAAUAUGUGUUCUUCAGCAUUGCGUCCUUGUGUCCUCGCUCUACGUCAUCAUUAACAAUGAAAGGGACAUGUUUUUAUAUUGACCAAAUUAAAUGUGUAAAUGUAUCUUUCGCGCUCUAUUGCGAAUUGAGAAACAGCCAUAGACGUCCGUUGGAAGAAUGGAAUGCGGAAGUAACACGGUGUCAUGUAGAAGUGACGUCCAAACGCAGCACUGAAGCCCAUUCAUUUCAAUCUGCUGGUAAAUCGGUGAAAUUACCGUUUCUCUUUACAUUUUCGGACAUUUCAUGAAUGUAAUCAACAGUGGUAUUUUAUGAACUCAGCUGUAGGUAAUGAUUAUCAUUAAUAAUAACUAGUUAAAUUAUUAUAUUUGAAUGAGUUGUGUAUAAUGUGUGAAUAAUAUAGAUUUAAUUGUUUAAUAUUUUAUUACUGAUGGCCAUCUACUUUAAUAUAUAUUUAUCAUAUCUUUUAUAUCUAUUACGAGUAACACUAGGGGGUAAUAGUGAGAAGCAUAAGAAAGUCGCACUGCUUCACAAUGCUGCUAUGUGUUUCAUUGUGUUUGGAAGGUAAUAAUACGAGUGAUGUAUCCUCGAAAAUCAUGUAUAAUUAUAUUAACAUUUAAAGUGUACCAUAAAUAUAAUUAAAUAUGAAUUGAGUGUG
Paramisgurnus dabryanus is the source of this 2770-nucleotide messenger RNA. NCBI's taxonomy places the organism in Eukaryota, Metazoa, Chordata, Actinopteri, Cypriniformes, Cobitidae. The record is from RefSeq and is a predicted model, not a curated record.